AUGAAGAUUAUUGUAGUUUCUUUAUUAGUUGUUUUUGCUAUUAUCAUUGUUUCAUCAUCCAAAGACAAUAUUGCCUACUUUGAAAUAAAAGAUGACUCUAAUUUAAUGUUUCGAUUUUUUAUUAAAUUGGAAGAUCAAGAGCUUAUUAAUCAUGCUAGAAGGAUUCUUAGUGGAAAAGAAACAAAUAGAACUCAUAUAAUGGGAAAAAUCUAUAAAGAAAAAGUAAAAUAUAAUCCAAACUAUCCAUUCCAUAUAGUUCCAGAUUCUAUAUCUUUUUUUCAAUUUGCAGAUGAUCAUUGUGAUGUAACAACAACAUUUAUCACUCACAACUAUGAUGAUGAAUGUGGAGGAUCUUUACCAGGCUGUAUUUGGUGUCCAUGGCAAAGUCAAUUGGUCCAAGAAGUAAAAAUUAAAUAG
Heterostelium album PN500 is the source of this 417-nucleotide messenger RNA. RefSeq lists its product as uncharacterized. The transcript is spliced from 2 exons. The record is from RefSeq and is a predicted model, not a curated record. Lineage: Eukaryota; Evosea; Eumycetozoa; Acytosteliales; Acytosteliaceae. The coding region runs from base 1 to 417 and encodes 138 amino acids.